Notothenia coriiceps (black rockcod) is the source of this 540-nucleotide messenger RNA. Its product is annotated as zinc finger and BTB domain-containing protein 40-like. The transcript is spliced from 2 exons. The record is from RefSeq and is a predicted model, not a curated record. Lineage: Eukaryota; Metazoa; Chordata; Actinopteri; Perciformes; Nototheniidae. The coding region runs from base 126 to 512 and encodes 128 amino acids.
AAUAUGAUUAAUUGCACAGCCCUAAUGGAGAGCAUGGUGUCCUGUGUAUUUAAUGUAUGUGUCCCUCUCGGUUUCCGUAGCAACUGUCAGGCCUCUGGUACCACAACAGGACCAACCACCCUGACAUGUUUGCUAACCACACCCGGCAGCUCAAGACUCUGUGCCAGUGUGACGUCUGCUUCAAGUUCUUCCCCAGCGCUGCCAGUGUGGCCAAACACCAGGCAGCAGAGCACCAGGGCUCCACGGCUGCAAUGCUCACCUGUCCCUACUGCCCUGCUGUGCUGGGGGGGGAGGAGGAGCUGCAGGAGCACCUCAGCAGCCAGCACUUGGAGGCCUCCAGCUGCCCCUUCUGCUCCCUGCUCUGCUGCUCCCAGCUGGAGCUGCAGGAGCACCUGCUCUCCUGCCACAUGGAGGCUCAGGAGGAGCAGGGGGGGGAGGAGGAGCAGGAGUCCAGCUCCCACACUGUAAGCAUCAUUACAUCAACAAAAGGACUUUUGAAUAUCAGGUCAUGAGUUAAGUCAUUUAUAGAUAGGGUUGGGA